Messenger RNA from Rattus rattus (black rat), 1711 nucleotides. It is a transcript of the gene Mbd3, whose product is annotated as methyl-CpG binding domain protein 3. The record is from RefSeq and is a predicted model, not a curated record. The transcript is spliced from 7 exons. Bases 260 to 1204 code for a protein of 314 amino acids. NCBI's taxonomy places the organism in Eukaryota, Metazoa, Chordata, Mammalia, Rodentia, Muridae. Gene Ontology annotation, molecular function: DNA binding.
AGACGAGUCCCACGCGCGGGCGGGUGGGCGGAGCGGCCCCCCUAGCGGGGGCUGUGAAGCACGGGGAGGGGGCCGAGCGGGUGGCAAAGCCGGCGCGCGCCCGGCUGGGGGCGGAGGCCCGCGGGACGGAACAGCCGCGGCGAGUGGUGGUGGCGGCGAAGGGAACCGAGCCGGCGACGAGCCCGGGGGUCGCGACUUGCAGAAGCGGCGGCGGCAUCGGCGGCGGCGGGCCCGAAGGCGGGCGGAGAGCCGGGGCGCAAUGGAGCGGAAGAGGUGGGAGUGCCCGGCGCUCCCGCAGGGCUGGGAAAGGGAAGAAGUGCCCAGGAGGUCGGGGCUGUCGGCCGGCCACAGGGAUGUCUUUUACUAUAGCCCCAGCGGGAAGAAGUUUCGCAGCAAGCCACAGCUGGCACGGUACCUGGGCGGCUCCAUGGAUCUCAGCACCUUCGAUUUCCGCACGGGAAAGAUGCUGAUGAACAAGAUGAAUAAGAGCCGCCAGCGCGUGCGCUAUGACUCCUCCAACCAGGUCAAGGCUCUGGCUAAGCACCUCCCUGGCCCCUCCAACCCUUCAUGGACCCCGGUCGGAGCGGCCCGCUGCAGAGUCUUCUCCCCCCAGGGCAAGCCUGACUUGAACACUGCACUGCCUGUACGGCAGACUGCAUCCAUCUUCAAGCAACCGGUGACCAAGAUCACCAACCACCCCAGCAACAAGGUCAAGAGCGACCCACAGAAGGCAGUGGACCAGCCGAGGCAGCUUUUCUGGGAGAAGAAACUGAGUGGACUGAGUGCCUUCGACAUUGCGGAAGAACUGGUCAGAACCAUGGACUUGCCCAAGGGCCUGCAGGGGGUAGGCCCCGGCUGCACAGAUGAGACGCUGCUGUCCGCCAUCGCCAGUGCGCUGCACACCAGCACCCUGCCCAUUACAGGCCAGCUCUCUGCGGCUGUGGAGAAGAACCCUGGUGUGUGGCUGAACACUGCGCAGCCACUGUGCAAAGCCUUCAUGGUGACAGAUGAUGACAUCAGGAAGCAGGAGGAGCUGGUACAGCAGGUGCGCAAGCGCCUGGAGGAGGCGCUGAUGGCGGACAUGCUGGCGCAUGUGGAGGAGCUGGCCCGUGAUGGGGAGGCACCACUGGACAAGGCCUGUGCUGAGGAGGAGGAGGAGGAAGAGGAGGAGGAAGAAGAGGAACCGGAGCCGGAGCGUGUGUAGCAUAGAUGCCCUGCCCAAGUCUGGGCUGCAGACCACCUCCCAUGGCCACCUCCAGACUUCUCAGCCUUGCCUGGACUAGGUGGGGACCAGGCCAACAAGAGGCAGGCAUCCAUCUUCUUCCCAAGACUGCCUCCUCCCAGGUCUCAGUGCAGGGAGCCCCUGUGGACCUUGAACUCGCUUGUCCCUGUACUGCCUGGCAGGAAGCUCACACUGACAGCUGAAGAGCAGUGCCCCGACUGAGAGGCCACUUUGACACAGUCACCUCCCUGCUUCCUUACCAUAGGACAAGGCCCUGCUUGGCACCAAGGAGCUGUGGGCCUUGCUGGGCACUGGAGGAAGUUUCUGGAAACACACCUGGCUAUGCCUACCUUGCAUUGUCCCUAAGGCUGUUACGGGCCAGGGUCUGAACUGCUCCUGCCCAUAGGGCUGCCCAGCCUCUCCACGCUGAGGGCCAGCAGCCAACCAGGAAGUCACUUUCCUUCAAUAAACUGAUGGUAGGAACUUCUA